Mustela lutreola (European mink) is the source of this 1562-nucleotide messenger RNA. It is a transcript of the gene HOXB6, whose product is annotated as homeobox B6. The record is from RefSeq and is a predicted model, not a curated record. The transcript has 3 exons. NCBI's taxonomy places the organism in Eukaryota, Metazoa, Chordata, Mammalia, Carnivora, Mustelidae. Bases 244 to 918 code for a protein of 224 amino acids. Gene Ontology annotation, cellular component: nucleus. Gene Ontology annotation, molecular function: DNA-binding transcription factor activity, RNA polymerase II-specific; RNA polymerase II cis-regulatory region sequence-specific DNA binding. Gene Ontology annotation, biological process: regulation of transcription by RNA polymerase II; anterior/posterior pattern specification.
CAGAGAAGGGGAAGCGACGGCUCUCAGGUUGGGACAAUAUUAUCUGGAAGAUGAAGAAGAAACAGAACGCUUUCCGCCCCCCUUCCUCCUCACCUCUUUCAAUCGGAGGGAAGAAAUCCCAAGGUCUACAAAGCUAAAACCCAAUCUCAGAUAUACUACUAAUAGGCGCGGCGCUCGGACUAUAAAACACAACAAAUCAUAAACCCGGCGGAGCAGCAGCGGCCGAGCGCGCCUCCCCUCCCAAUGAGUUCCUAUUUCGUGAACUCCACCUUCCCCGUCACUCUGGCCAGCGGGCAGGAGUCCUUCCUGGGCCAGCUACCGCUCUACUCGUCCGGCUAUGCGGACCCGCUGAGGCACUACCCCGCGCCCUACGGGCCCGGGCCCGGCCAGGACAAGGGCUUUGCGGCUUCCUCCUACUACCCGCCCGCCGGCGGCGGCUACGGCCGAGCGGCGCCCUGCGACUACGGGCCGGCGCCGGCCUUCUACCGCGAGAAGGAGUCGGCCUGCGCGCUCUCAGGCGCGGAAGAGCCGCCCCGGUUCCACCCUGAGCCGCGGAAGUCCGACUGUGCGCAGGACAAGAGCGUGUUCGGCGAGGCCGAGGAGCAGAAGUGCUCCACCCCGGUCUACCCGUGGAUGCAGCGGAUGAAUUCGUGCAACAGUUCCUCCUUUGGGCCCAGUGGCCGGCGCGGCCGCCAGACCUACACGCGCUACCAGACCCUGGAGCUGGAGAAGGAGUUUCACUACAAUCGCUACCUGACACGGCGGCGGCGCAUCGAGAUCGCGCACGCCCUGUGCCUGACGGAGAGGCAGAUCAAGAUCUGGUUCCAGAACCGGCGCAUGAAGUGGAAAAAGGAGAGCAAACUGCUCAGCGCGUCUCAGCUCAGUGCCGAGGAGGAGGAAGAGAAGCCAGCCGAGUGAAGGCGCUGGAAAGGGAGGGGGGACGCGAAGGGAGCAGCGUGUGGGGAGCCGAGGGCAUCGGAGAGCCCUGAGAAGGCUCUGCGGGCGGGGAGCCCGGGGGACCUGCUCUCUAGCACCCGACAGGAGGGGCCCAGCGCUUUCCUGAAUGCCCCCGCCCGCAGAGCUCUCACUGGGUGCUGGGAGGCCUUGUCGCCUGAGCCCACCCAGCACCCGGGAGCGCCUCCUCCAUCCCUGCGGACCCGCUUCAACCCCAUCAUGCUCCUCUGUGAGAACUGAGGACCAGACUCACUUGAUGUUUCCUGGAAGCAGAGCAAUAUGCUCUUGUCCGUGUUGCGUCUCAUUUCGUCCAUGUUCCCUGUGCACGGUUCAAUGGUAGAUUCGCAGCCCCCUCAGCGGGGGGCCUCGAAGACUCCCUGACCCCAGACCUCUGUCCCACCCCCCCCCUAAAGCCACUGGAAGGAGCACAUACUACCUAGAAGUAAGAAGAGGAGCCUCAGAAGAAAACAAAGUUCUAUUUUAUUAAUUUUCUAUGUGUUGUGUUUGUAGUCUUGUCUUAGCUCUGGACAUGAAAUACUUCGGUAAUAAUAUUAAUAUUAUUAAUGAUAAUGAUGAUAAUAAUAAUAAUAAUAAAGAUGUAAAAACUC